AUGGCAGCAGGCCCGCUACACCUGCAACAACCCGGACCGAUACCCCUAUACGUUCUUCUCGUUCUCGUUAUCGGAAUUUGCUGCUACUUCUUCUUCAUAGGCACUGCCGCAGUACGGCUUUGGUUCUACAAAGGCGCCCUCGGCCCCGCUCCAGAGAAGUUCAUCGUGAUCAGGAACGAAACUCAAGAAGACGACCACCAUGCGGCGCCGAUCCACAGUAAAGACAACGAGCACGGUACAAUCGCUGAAACCCUAAGGAAGCGGCGCAUGACCGUCUUCACCCACGACUCGUUAUCAGCGCCGACAGAAACCAUAGCACACAGCACCGCGUUCUCCCCCCGAAACCUCUCCACCGCCACAACAACAGUCAACCUCCAAGACAUCUCAGACAUCUCAGACCUAGACUCGUUCACCAACCCGCAAACGCGAGCCUACCUAGCCGAAGAACGCCGCAUCUCGCGCAUGCCCGCCUUCGACGCCGACGACUGCGGAACAGGCGACUACUUCCCAGACAUACCCCUUACAAACCGGCCCAUCGAGUCCACAUCCCUCCAUUCCAACACCCUCACUGCCUCCCAUCUAGGUCUCACACCCACACCCCGCAGCAACUGGCUCACCAUCUCCCCCCAAUACAUCGAAUACCACGCCGCGCGCACCCACCUCCUCUUGCGCAACCGCUCCUCCUGCAUCCACGUCACCUCGGAGGGCGAACGAGCAUGUCGCGAACUACUGCAGGAAGUCACGUCUUUCCUCGUGGACAUGUAUCCGCACCAAUUCCGUUUCCUGACGAAGGCGCGCAGGAAGCAUGUGCUGAACGAGCUUACAAGAGAGGAUUUCGAAAUAGAACACGGGUUGGAAUGUCAUCCGUUGGAG
Alternaria novae-zelandiae is the source of this 873-nucleotide messenger RNA. RefSeq lists its product as uncharacterized. NCBI's taxonomy places the organism in Eukaryota, Fungi, Ascomycota, Dothideomycetes, Pleosporales, Pleosporaceae. The annotation marks the transcript as partial. The record is from RefSeq and is a predicted model, not a curated record. The transcript has a single exon.